GUUUUUGGGAAUCAUAAUCGGAAGGAGUAUGUCGGUGAAUCUGACGGCGAAUGCGAUUCCGGCAAUAGUUGCCGGCGACGUGAACGCGAAGCCGUUGGUUCAGGUUCUGGACAUUGCGUUGAUCUCCAAUAACAAUAUUUCAGAGAAGCAGAGAUAUCGUCUUCUGCUAUCCGACGCCGUUUCGAGUCACCACGCGAUGCUCGCCACUCAGCUCAACGACCGAGUCCGAACAGGCCGAGUUAAGAAAGGUUCCGUUGUUCAGCUUCUCGACUAUAUAUGCACUCCUCUCCAGAACCGCAAGAUUAUUGUGGUGCUCAACAUGGAAACUAUAAUACCUGAUUGCGAGAUCAUUGGGAAUCCGAAGUCAUUUAUGGAUUCUGAUUUACCAACUCAGAGAGUAUUGCCUGAUAACACUGUGGAGAAUUCGUCGAGGAGAAAUAAUAAUAAUUUGGCUGCUCAAAAUGCAAGUGAUAAUGUGCAGAAUUUCAGGCCAACUGUUCAACCUCCGUACCAACCACCUCCGGUUUACAAAAGCCGUGGUGCGAUUGUGAAGAAUGAGGCACCUGCACGGGUCAUUCCUAUAGCUGCUUUGAAUCCUUAUCAAGGUCGAUGGGCCAUCAAGGCUAGGGUAACUGCUAAAGGGGAUCUGCGCCGUUAUAAUAAUGCUCGUGGAGAUGGGAAAGUCUUCUCAUUCGAUCUCCUUGAUUCUGAUGGAGGUGAAAUUCGAGUAACCUGCUUUAAUGCUGUUGUUGAUCGCUUUUAUGAUGCGAUUGAGGUUGGUAAAGUUUACUUGAUAUCCAAAGGUAGCUUGAAACCUGCACAGAAGAAUUUCAAUCAUUUGAAGAAUGAAUGGGAGAUUCUUUUGGAUUCAACUUCUACGGUUGAGCUUUGCCCAGAUGAGGAUGGUUCUAUACCUAAACAGCAGUUCUCCUUCAGGCCUAUCAGUGAGAUAGAGAAUGUUGACAGUAACUCCAUCCUCGAUAUUAUUGGGGUAGUGACAUCUGUGAAUCCUUCAGUGCCCAUCUUGAGGAAGAAUGGAAUGGAAACUCAGAGAAGAAUUUUGAAUCUAAAGGACAGUUCUGGCAGGAGUGUUGAGCUAACACUUUGGGGCGAAUUCUGCAACAGGGAAGGACAAAAGCUGCAAGAGAUGGUCGAUACUGGGUUUUUCCCCAUUUUGGCAGUCAAAGCUGGGAAGGUUAAUGACUUUAGUGGAAAGUCUAUAAGCUCUAUUUCUACUACACAGCUUUUCAUGAAUCCAGAUAUCCCUGAGGCUCAUAGCUUAAGAGACUGGUUUGAUCAAGUGGGAAAAGAUUCUGCUUCUCUAUCCAUUUCUAAGGACAUUAUCCCUGGAGGACCAAAGAAUGAGAUACGCAAAACUGUGUCUCAGAUCAAGGAUGAAGGUCUGGGGCGGUCAGACAAGCCAGACUGGAUAACAGUGAGGGCAACCAUAUCAUUCAUCAAGACGGAUACAUUUUGUUAUACAGCUUGCCCUCUGAUGAUUGGAGAUCGACAGUGCAAUAAGAAAGUGACUAGGUCAGGAAACACGAGAUGGCAAUGUGAUAGAUGCAACCAAGAGUUUGAGGAGUGUGAUUACCGAUACCUUCUUCAAGCUCAAAUUCUGGAUCAUACUGGAAUAACUUGGGUAACUGCAUUCCAGGAAGCAGGGGAAGAGAUUAUGGGGUACUCAUCAAAGGAGCUGUACUUGUUGAAGUAUGAACAGCAGGAUGAUGAAAGGUUUGGAGAAAUAAUCAAGAGUAGACUCUUCAACCAUUUUGUAUUUAGGCUGAAAAUCAAAGAGGAGUUAUAUGGAGAUGAGCAGAAGGUGAAGAUUACAGUAGUCAAGGCAGAUAAGGUGAAUUAUUCUUCAGAGAGUGGAUACAUGCUUGAUUUGAUUUCCAAGUUUAGGCAGUAAUUGUUGCGAGGUUUCAGCAUCUUUUCAUGCGACGAGCCAUAACUGUUAGUAACUCCGUAUUCUAGUGUACAAGCUAUCAUAUAAUCGGUCAUUGGUGGUUAUGAGUUACUGCGUCAUUUCUAUGCCCAUUGUAAAACAUAUAUAUAUAUUUUUUUUUGAUAACAUGUAAAACAUAUAUUUAGAUACCGCUAAUUCAAGUUCGAAUUCUGUGUUUCUUUUUUUAUGGAUAUGCCGUCAUAUCACAUAUGAACACCUAUAAUAUUUUGAAAUGAGCAUUUACACAGGACAUUUCAUUGCUCCCAGUGGUAGUUCACAUCUCUAAGUUAUCACACUAUUGUCGAUGUAUGAGCUAUUAUUCUGCUACUAUCUGUUCCAUUCUAAUAUUCUG
This is a messenger RNA of Gastrolobium bilobum, 2300 nucleotides long. RefSeq names its product replication protein A 70 kDa DNA-binding subunit A-like. The record is from RefSeq and is a predicted model, not a curated record. Bases 29 to 1912 code for a protein of 627 amino acids. Gene Ontology annotation, biological process: DNA replication; double-strand break repair via homologous recombination; telomere maintenance via telomerase. NCBI's taxonomy places the organism in Eukaryota, Viridiplantae, Streptophyta, Magnoliopsida, Fabales, Fabaceae. The transcript has 2 exons. Gene Ontology annotation, cellular component: nucleus; DNA replication factor A complex. Gene Ontology annotation, molecular function: damaged DNA binding; single-stranded telomeric DNA binding.